Molecule: messenger RNA, 588 nt
Organism: Fragaria vesca subsp. vesca
Lineage: Eukaryota; Viridiplantae; Streptophyta; Magnoliopsida; Rosales; Rosaceae
Exons: 2
Coding region: 136-441 (101 amino acids)
Source: RefSeq, a predicted model, not a curated record
GUAAUAUAUACAACACCAGAGUUGGAGACUUGGGGGCGUUUGGUGCGUGGGACUGGUUGGGAUUGGACUAAAUUACGUAAGAAAUUAAGACCAGUCCUGCGUUUGGGGGAUAGAGGGACUCAAUUAAAUGAGCUUAUGAAAGCCCCGUGUCCUCUCCACACCUUCUUACGGAGCGGCCCCAAAAUUGGGGGGACUACUCAAGCUCGCGGUAGAGAACGAUCGAGAAGCGCUCUUUACUCCAAGUGGGAAAUUCAUCGCCUCUCUCACUCCUCGUCUCACCACUGCUCCAGGUGCGAAAUUCCUCCUCUCAUUGCUUCGCCUCACCGACUUCAGAUACUAUUGAAGAUGAAGGAAAAUCUGGUUACAAGAGGUGAAGGUCGUGAUACUUUGCUUAUCUGGCAUCAGCUCUAUGUAUUUCAUUAUUUGGAUGUAUUUUUGUAAUUUUCAAGGUUGCUGAAGUAUCAGACCAAAAAAAAAAAGUUGCUGAAGUUGUAUGAAUUGGAGCUUCAUGUUGAAGUUUUCAAAUCUCUUAUUAUUGGAUAAUAGUUUGUUAAAAUAGAAAGAAUAUUGUGGUAUUCAAAAUUGAUU